Messenger RNA from Dicentrarchus labrax (European seabass), 2790 nucleotides. It is a transcript of the gene foxj2, whose product is annotated as forkhead box J2. Gene Ontology annotation, cellular component: nucleus. Gene Ontology annotation, biological process: regulation of transcription by RNA polymerase II. The record is from RefSeq and is a predicted model, not a curated record. Lineage: Eukaryota; Metazoa; Chordata; Actinopteri; Moronidae. Gene Ontology annotation, molecular function: RNA polymerase II cis-regulatory region sequence-specific DNA binding; DNA-binding transcription factor activity, RNA polymerase II-specific. The transcript is spliced from 10 exons. The coding region runs from base 364 to 2199 and encodes 611 amino acids.
UGGUAUAUCCAGAAAGGGAGGGGAAGGAGAGAGAGAGAGGGAGAGAGAGAAAAAGGAAGCUCACCGAUAAGUUUUUGUGUAUAUUUCUCCAAAGUUACACAAACUUUCAUAAAGCUAAAGGUAUGUUUGGAGGCCUUGUGGGGAUCAACAUGCUGAGGAGAGAGAUCUGAAGGGAAGGACGGACACCAGUUUGUCAGCAGUUGUGCACAGCUGAUGACAACAUCAAAUAUUAACACUUUUUAAGGCCUUGGGCCUCGAGUGACUAUACAGAGUGUCCAAAGUAAAGAAAAAGUAAAAGGACGUGUGGAUUUAGCCACUUCCUCUUCUGAUCCCUCAGAUCCUGCACGGAGAGAAAGAGAAACAAUGUCCUCUGACCUGGACUCCAGUCUCACCAGCAUUGACUGGCUGCCUCAGCUGGGAAUCAGCAGCCUGCGCUCGGGGAGAGAAAGAAGAGGAGCAGGAGGAGGGGAGAGGGACAAGAAGAAAGACAGAGGGAGGGAGAGGGGAGACUUCCUGCCCUCUGUGCCAGACCCCUCUCCUUCCAACUGCAAAGGGAAACCCCCUCACAGUUAUGCCACUCUCAUUGCCAUGGCAAUAGCAGCUGCACCUGAGAGGAAGUUGAGUUUGAAUGACAUCUACACCUGGAUCAGUGACACUUUCCCCUACUACAGCCGAGCCGGACGUGGAUGGAAAAACUCCAUUCGGCAUAAUUUGUCACUAAAUAAAUGCUUCAGGAAAGUUCCUCGGCCACAGAAUGACCCCGGCAAGGGUUCCUAUUGGACGAUGGAUGGACCUGCAGAAGGGAAUCAAGUGAGGGCACCUAAACGUCCCUAUCCAGAGGAGGAAGAGGAGAGGCAGGAUGGGACACAAGCAGCGAGAGGACCCUCUCCUCAUCAACCACAACCAACCUCCCACACAGACCACCAGCUUCUAAAUACAGAGCCACUGGGAGGCAUCCAGUCACCCCAGUCUGCCUCCCUCUCUCCUCCUCCAUGCAAGCAACAGUCACCCUACAUGCCAAGCCCCGUGUCCAGUCUCUCUGUCCCUCAUCCGUCUGUCUCUCCUUCAGCUGGACUCCAACCUGCUGCCCCCAUGUCCUCUAUCAAUUCUUUCCCCCAUGCUCUUCCAUCUGGCCCCACUUUUUCCAUGCCCUCUGCUUCGGCUACACCUCUGUGUGCUGCCAAUAUGUCUACAGCUUCUCCUGCUGCUCCCUCUUUCUCUGAUGCCUUUCCCGCUAACUCGGAACCCGUGUGCAUCUCCACCUACUCCUGCGCUCCAAACUCAGUGCCUGUGUCUGUAUGCACUGUGUCAGGACCCACUCACUCUUCAGUAUCUGCUGUCCCUUCAUCUGUCGCCGCCCCCCCAGUUGUCUUAUUAAACUCCUCCACCGAUCCUCCGCUCCGCUUCACCUUUGACGAGCUGAAUUUACCCGACUUGUACGCCUCUUUCAAGUCUCUGGUCAAGACCAUGCGGGAGAGGGGAGGCUCACAGUCGGAUGUCAUUCCCCUGGCUGUUCUGAGCAAUGACACUACCCCGCUUCACACUCCAACUCUGCUGCCAAUGUCUCCUCAUCCUGCACCUGCACCACCUCCACCAGCCGCACACCCUCCUGAGACAGAGCGCGUAACACAUCACACUGUGCCACCUGACUGGUUCAGUAACCCAGAUUCUCUGAAGGAGAGCUUCCGCAUUGCCAGCAAUCUAGACUGGGCAAACAUAGACCUCUCUGGUCACCCAGACCUGCUGGAGAGUAUGCGCCAGGCGGAGCUCUGCGACUGGGCCCUGGACCCAGCGCUCUUCACUUCCCUCUGUGACUCUCUGAACCGCUUCUUCACUCAGAAAGGCAUGAUCACCUCUGGGAGUAACUCCCCACUAGCCCUCGGCGCACCUCACUCCUUACAGGUCCCACAAUUCACCACCAAUCCUCCUCCUACCCUCGCCAGCCUCACUCACCCCUCACCCCUCCCCUACUCUCCCAUAGUUCCUCUUGCCAGCGGAGCGCAGCCGCCCCGGAGGUCUCUGCAGAUGCAGAGUCAGGGACUUCAAAGACCACAGUUAACACAACCUGCAAGCACAACAGCUGGGAUGCAGCCUCAGCCUCAGUCUAUGACACCACGACAGCGUCCUCCAUUAAAGAGUCUGCAUAGCAACAGUGAGGAGAUCCAGGAUGACUUUGAUUGGGAUUCUCUGCUCGUUUGACCCCCACUGAUGGAGCGGAGAAACGUUUAUAACAGAACUUUUCAGAAAAAUGUGGCCCUUCAGUCAUCUUCACUAAGCUCUACACCGAAGCCGUCCAGCUGUUGUGGAUCUUGAAGCGUCUCUGAGAGCAUGUUUGGGAUCAAGUAUGACUGAAUGCUGUAUUUCAAGGUUGAAAAAGAUGUAUGUUUUUUCACCUUUAUUCAAAUUCAUAUGCUGUAGUAACUUUUGUUUAGCUUAUCUUCUCCAGGUAAUUGGCAGGGUGUUUUUUUUUUCUAUUGGAUUGUAGAUUUAUAAGUGUAAUGUAAAUUUAUUCAUCACAUUAUUGUACUCUGCAGCAGUAAAACAGUAAAUAAAAAGGAAUAUAGAUAAAGCAUUAACUACAGAGCAAGCAUGAAACAAGCCAAACACAGAUCCUGUGUUUUUGUUUUAUUUCAUAAAUUCCUUUUGAUUUUUUUUCCAUUUUUCUUUUCAAAUGUGAAUGUUCACAGUCAUCACCACACAAAAUUCAACCUUACCCGAUAAAAGAGAUAUUUUCUUGUUGAUAUAAAAUAACAAUAAAUUCAUCAAACUAAAUUAAAAGAACAGCAUGGA